This is a messenger RNA of Callorhinchus milii (elephant shark), 4219 nucleotides long. RefSeq names its product solute carrier family 13 member 3. NCBI's taxonomy places the organism in Eukaryota, Metazoa, Chordata, Chondrichthyes, Chimaeriformes, Callorhinchidae. The record is from RefSeq and is a predicted model, not a curated record. Gene Ontology annotation, cellular component: membrane. Gene Ontology annotation, molecular function: succinate transmembrane transporter activity; citrate transmembrane transporter activity; sodium:dicarboxylate symporter activity. Gene Ontology annotation, biological process: citrate transport; monoatomic anion transmembrane transport.
GUGUGUGUGUGUGUGUGACAGUGACAGUGUGGAGUGGAGCAGCUGUUGUGUGAUAACUUGUACACUAACCAGACGUUGUACGACUUCCCUAUCAGUGACUUUACUGUAGCCCCCGUCCCCUCCUCCCCCUCCCCAUCCCCAUUUGCUGAGUUGGGUGCAGGGCUGGGGAGUGGGAGCCACGUAUGGAAACGACAGACAGAGAAGACAGACAGAGACAGAGACACAGAUCGCAGCCCUCAGCAGAGCAGCAGAACAUGGUCCAGUGUCGGCUGUUGGCUCAGAAGGUUUGGAGCAUUCGCCAAAGUUUCAUCCUUCUCCUCUCUCCUUUGCUGCUCUUACCAGUCCUGUUCCUCAUGCCUCCUCAGGAAGGAAGAUGCCUCUAUGUAAUUCUCCUCAUGGCCACAUACUGGUGCACGGAAGCAUUGCCGAUUGCCGUGACAUCUCUGCUUCCCAUCUGCCUUUUCCCUUUCCUGGGGGUCCUGCCCUCUGCCAAGGUCAGUCCUCAGUACUUUGUUGACACCAAUGUUCUCUUCAUAAGUGGCCUGAUCAUGGCACUGGCGAUUGAGGAGUGGAACCUGCACCGAAGAAUAGCCCUCUCCAUCCUGAUGUUCGUUGGCGUGAGCCCACCCAUGUUGAUGCUGGGGAUGAUGAUAACCACAGCUUUUUUGUCAAUGUGGGUCAGUAAUACUGCCAGUACUGCAUUGAUGCUGCCAAUAUGUACUGCGAUGGUCAAGAGCUUGUUUGGCACCAUUGAAGCCUCCUCUGAGCCCAUUAAGUAUAACGUUAGUGAAGGUGGCUUGGAGCAUGAAGAUGUCUGUCAAAGGGAGCCAAUAUCAAAUCAGAUGUCGUUGACAGUAUUUGAUGACAGCUCAAGCCACCUACAGAUUUCUGAAACAAAUGUUGACCUUACACUGGUCCGAAAGAAAGAGCAAGAGCAGCAGAAGAAACUCUGGAAGGGUUUCCUUAUCUGUAUCCCUUAUGCUGCCAGUAUUGGAGGGACAGCUACACUCACUGGGACCCCUCCAAACCUUAUCCUGCUAGGCCAACUGAAAAGUUAUUUCCCUGACUGUGAUUCAGUGAACUUUGGAUUGUGGUUUUUGUUUGCCAGCCCCAUUGCUAUUUUGUUCCUGUUCUUUGCCUUGUGGAUCUCUUUCCUGUAUCUAGGACUCAACUUGAAAAGGUCACGCGGCAAGAACAAAAGGUCUCAAGACAGAGUGAAGGCAGUGAUAAAGAGCGACUAUGCAAAACUGGGACCAAUGAAGUUUGCAGAGAGGAGUGUCGCUGUCUUUUUCUUCUUCUUUGCCAUUCUUCUCUUCACAAGGGAUCCCAAAUUCAUUCCUGGCUGGGCUUAUUUUUUCCCAAAAGGAUACAUAUCAGACGCAGUGACCGCAAUGUCACUCAUUCUUAUGUUGUUUAUCUAUCCAUCUCAGAAGCCAUCCCUGAAAUGGUGGUUGAAUCCAAAAGCUCCAAAUGUUCCAAAUCCAUCGCUCUUAAGUUGGCAAAAAGUUCAAACAAACCUACCCUGGAACGUGAUCCUACUUUUAGGAGGAGGGUUUGCAAUGGCGAAAGGAUGUGAGGAAUCAGGGCUGUCCCAUUGGAUAGGCAGACAGCUCCGUCCACUUGAGAAUUUGCCGCCAAGUGCAGCAGUCCUGGUCAUUGCCAUAACAGUAGCAUGUUCCACUGAAUUUGCCAGCAACACUGCGACAAGUAUAAUAUUCCUACCGAUUGUGGCUCAACUGGCCAUCCGCCUGAAGGUGAAUCCUCUCUACCUGAUGAUCCCAGCAACGUUGAGUGGUUCCUUUGCCUUCAUGCUGCCAGCUGCAACACCUCCCAACUCUAUCGCCUUUGCUACAGGACAUCUAAAGGUCAUGGAUAUGGUGAAAGCUGGGAUAGUAAUGAACGUUAUAGGUAUUCUUAUGCUCUUAUUGGCUGUGAACACAUGGGGGCAGUACAUGUUCCAACUCGCUGUUAACCCGGACUGGGCUAAAGCCAUGACACUAGUUCUGGACAGUGAGGAUGUCCUGAAUGGGACUAUGGUACCUCUGAAUGGGACUUUAUAACGUAAAAUGUAUUGAUAUCCAGACCGCCAUUCAAGUUACACAACUCGUUCCAAACAUCAUUGAUCGCUGAACUGCUCCAACUGCUAAGAAAGAUUCCUGACCUGAAUGUUAUGGACUGACACGACUCCUGCAGAAAGAGAGACGGCGAGAGAUACACCCUGAAGAAUUAACACUUCAUUUUAUUUGAAAAGUUCACUAUUUAAUUAGUAAUUAUAUGUGUGGUGAUGGAAAGCCCAUUAGCAAUCUUUAAAUACACUACGAAUCAAUUCUUUGAAAUGGUAUAAAGCUGACACUGCUGUUCCCAGUUUGAAAAGCAGAAGACAACCUUGCUCCUUCUUAAUUAGUGAGUUAUAGCUUCCAUAGGAAACCAACACCAUUCAAAUAUACUAGUUGCCGAUUUUAACACAACUGCAUAGCUGGCUGGCUGAAAGCAUUAAAGGUGAACAAAUAUUAUGUUUGUUUUACAUUCCUAGAAAGUACUUCAAAAGUCAAUCAAUUUGGAGGCAGUAUUUAUAUGCAUUAUAUUAAAAAAUAUUUCUAGAUUAUGACAGUUUGUGGACUCUUGCAGGGUUAAGAUUGGAUGUUUUGAGUGUGGUUCAAAAUUAAAAAGGAUGCUGAGUGCAGUUGGAAACAGACGAUAAGAAUAUUCAAACAAAAAUCAAAAUGCAUAGAUAUUUCCCAGAUUCACGGAUAUCAGAGCAGCUUACAUUAAUUGCUUCUACAGGAUUCAGAAUGGCUGAUUCUCUCACCAUAUUUACCAUAUGGACACCACACACGCUUCUAACAGUUUCCACAGAUGUCUGGUUUCUUCCUUCCAUAUAAGUACAGCACCUUGGGAAGUCCUCUCGAUGUGAAAGGCGCUAUUCAAAUGUAAUUUUGUAUUGUAUUGUAAGUCUUCCAGUAAAAGGUCAUCAUUGCCAACCUUGUCCUUUCACAUGUAAUUGAUCACGUUAAGCCAAUAUUGUGUACAUGGACUUGGUUUAAACAACUCAAAAUCAUGUGUAAAUGACUCAAAAUGUUAAAAGUAGUUUGGUAGAAAUGUUCAUUCAAUUACAGUUUAGAGUAUUUAGGAAUCAAUGUAGAUUGUUUGCAAUCAAUGAGAUGUGUCAAACCUCUUAUCAUUGUACUAACCAGAAAAUGAUUUGAGAGAAAGGAAAAGUAUCUGACUAUUCCAUACAGGGUCUUGAUAUUAAUCAGAUAAGGUUUGAGGAUAUCCCGAGCUGGAACUAAUGUACCAACUCUAAAUCAAAGGGAACCCAAGAAAAGUUAAGGAUGGAUUGAGGUGUCCAAAAUUCCACAAACCAUUAUUAAACCUGAUGUAACCAGAAAGAGAGAGAGAAAGAUGAUCCACUCAUCUGUAUUCAAGCCCUCUCGAGGUUAAUACCAUGACAAGUGCAGACUUGUUCAAUUGAUUAAGUAUUUUAUCUAUUCAAUCUGGACAGUUGCAUUUUAAGAACUGCUAAUUAUUAUUUGUCUAUUCUGAUUCAGGUUGAGCCCAACUAAAUGCUGUUGCUAUAUCUGUAAGCAAAUGGAUGUUUGAGCAAUUGCAUCUUUCCCCACAUCAUCUUUGUGUCUAAAGUAAUUCAUUUACUAUAUUUUAUUGCAUUGUGCUUGCAUGGUUCUUUGGAAAGCACAGAGUUAAAUUCUGAGUUAUGGUCAGCUGUACUUUUGAAAAUCUAAUCACAUGAGGAAGCCUGAGUUCAGGAGGCUAUUGUGCAAGCAUUAACAGCUUUUGAAACCACUUAGGGGUAAGGAGUUGAAACUCAAAGGGAAGUACAGGCUUCCUUAUAUUAGAAGUCUGUUAAUAAACUGCAAGAGGGGAAAUUGGCAAAUUAAGUUUAUGGCAAUUACUUUAAUUAAGUUGACCUGAAUCAAAGGUUACUUGUUCAAUUGCCCAUCUGUGUCAUUAUAUUAAUCACAUUAAAACCACUUUGAAAGUAUCCCAACGUCAAUUAUAUUCUGGUAAUUAUUCAUCUUUAGCAUCGUAUAUUUAUCUCCUGUUUUCUUCCAAUAUUUAACUCCUGGCCUUGAGUUCAGUGAAAUGAUUGUCCUAGGUACAUAAAGAAACCAUCACAUUUACACAUUCUUUAGCACUUUUAUAAUCGUGCUAUUUGCCCGGCUGUAAAAGUCAAUACAAAAAAUAAAGUGAAGCGAUAUUG